Molecule: messenger RNA, 4041 nt
Organism: Oncorhynchus nerka (sockeye salmon)
Lineage: Eukaryota; Metazoa; Chordata; Actinopteri; Salmoniformes; Salmonidae
Product: oxysterol-binding protein 1-like
Exons: 15
Coding region: 237-2828 (863 amino acids)
Cellular component (GO): intracellular membrane-bounded organelle; cytosol; plasma membrane
Molecular function (GO): sterol binding
Source: RefSeq, a predicted model, not a curated record
UUUCUGACGAUGAUUCUUAUUUUUGUGUUCACGUUUUGAAGCGAGUGUACUUUGUUGAACGUCUCUGGCCGCACACAGGUGGUACCAGUGAGUGGACUAGUUCUUUUUGCAUGGACCGGUUCCCCAGGUGGGUGGAUAUUUAAUUUAGGGCCCAAUGAAGUCUACAAUGUGCACACCCCGCCCAUUGAUACAAGGCUCCAAUCUACUAGCCUACUGUGGAGGCUCAGACUGUCGUAAUGUCGGAGCCCAAGGCACUCACCCCGACUCCGGCUGGAGACACAUACAAAGGAUGGCUAUUCAAAUGGACAAAUUACAUCAAGGGCUACCAGCGACGAUGGUUCGUCUUGAGCAACGGUUUACUAUCCUACUACAGGACACAGGCAGAGAUGGGCCACACGUGCCGUGGCACCAUCAACCUGGCUACGGCCAACAUUGCGGUGGAGGACUCGUGCAACUUUGUCAUCUCUAACGGCGGGGCACAAACCUACCACCUGAAGGCCAGCUCUGAGGUGGAGCGGCAGCGCUGGAUCACUGCCCUGGAGCUGGCCAAGGCCAAGGCUGUCCGCAAUCAGGCCGAGUCUGACGACUCUGGUGAUGAGUGUCCCACGUCACCCCCUACCUCGGGACAGGGCGGAGGGGCUCGUAACUCUAACUCAGAGGUACAGUCCACACUACGCACUCUGGGCAGCAAGGUGGAAGACCUGAGCACCUGCAACGACCUCAUCGCCAAGCACGGCUCUGCCCUCCAAAGGUCCCUGUCAGAGCUGGAGGGGGUGCGGCUGGGAGGCGACACGGAUGGCAAGAUCCGGCAGGUGACAGAGAGAGCAACGUUGUUCCGCAUCACCUCCAACGCCAUGAUCAACGCGUGCAGAGACUUCCUGUCCCUGGCCCAGGCCCACAGUAAACGGUGGCAGAAAGCCUUGCAUUCGGAGCGGGACCAGAGGAUAAGGCUGGAGGAAACAUUGGAGCAGCUAGCCAAGCAGCACAACCACCUGGAGAGGGCCUUUAGAGGGGCCACCGUACUGCCCCUCUCCCAGAGCAACCCCGCCUUGGACAGCAAGAGUUCGGGCUCAGUAAAGGGUGACGCGAGCGAUGAGGAUGAUGAGAACGAGUUCUUUGACGCUAUGGAGGACCCGGCGGGGUUCAUUACUGUACCGGCCGACCCCAAGUAUCAUAGAAGGUCAGGAAGUAACGUCAGUGGUCUCAGCACUGAGACUGGGAUUGAUGACCAAUCACUUUGUGACGAGCAGUCGUUGGGGUCCAAUCCGGAGUCGCCGCAGUCCCUGGAGGUUGAGCCAGUGAGGAAGAGGCGGACCAAAAUCCCAGACAAGCCCAACUAUUCUCUGAACCUCUGGAGCAUCAUGAAGAACUGCAUCGGCAAGGAGCUCUCCAAGAUCCCCAUGCCUGUGAACUUCAACGAACCAAUUUCCAUGCUCCAGCGUCUAUCCGAGGACUUGGAGUACUACGAGCUCCUAGACAAGGCAGCUAAAUGCCAGAGCUCUCUGGAGCAGCUGUGCUACGUGGCUGCCUUCACCGUAUCAUCCUACUCCACUACGGUCCACCGCACAGGGAAACCCUUCAACCCCCUACUGGGGGAGACCUACGAACUGGACCGGCUGAGGGAGAGCGGCUACCGCUCACUGUGUGAACAGGUGAGUCACCACCCGCCUGCAGCGGCUCAUCAUGCCAUCUCAGAGAGAGGCUGGACCCUCCGACAGGAGAUCUCCCUCGCCAGCAAGUUCAGGGGGAAAUACCUCUCCAUCAUGCCUCUGGGUUCUAUCCAAUGUAUGUUUGAGAAGAGCAACAAUCACUACUCGUGGAAGAAAGUUACUACAACAGUACACAACAUCAUUGUGGGCAAAUUGUGGAUCGACCAGUCGGGCGAGAUAGACGUGGUGAACCACCGGACCGGCGACCGCUGCCAUCUCAAGUUCGCCCCGUACAGCUACUUCUCCAGAGACGUGGCCAGGAAGGUGACUGGUGUGGUGGCAGACAAGGAGGGUAAGGCCCACUAUGUGCUGUCAGGGACGUGGGAUGAGAAGAUUGAGUUCUCCAGGGUGAUGCAGAGUAAUAAGGGCGAGAACGGCACCGAGGGCAAACAGAAGACCGUCUACCAGACGCUCAAAGCCAAGGAGCUCUGGAAGAAGAACCCACUACCUGAGGGUGCGGAGACCAUGUACUACUUCUCGUCGCUGGCACUGACGCUCAACGAGCCCGAGGAGGGCGUGGCGCCCACCGACAGCCGGCGACGGCCCGACCAGCAGCUGAUGGAGGCGGGCCGGUGGGACGAGGCCAACGCCGAGAAGCAACGGCUGGAGGAGAAGCAGAGGAGCGUCCGCCGCGAGAGGGAGCGAGAGGCCCAGCAGGCAGCCAACCUGCCUGAGGAGGGGGCAGAGGGGGUGGAAGUAGCGGAGGACGCUGUCAUUGAGGACUCUUUCAUCACUGACUCGCCUUUGAAAAGCAAGUACUCCUCUCUUCCCCCUAUUGUCUCACUACCUUUACUAUCACACACACACACAAUCCGUUCCACUUUUCACACGGUAGGUGUAUGUAAUCAUUCUGACGAGCCAUCAUAUCCCACUUUCUUUAUUCAUCUAUCCAUCCUUGGUUUGUGCUGUGUUCAGCCGAUGCAGUGGAGAUUGGUACGGAAGCGAGCCAGGCUUCAGACGAAAGCAAGUACCACAAACUCCCCCCUUUCCUCCGUCCAUCUGUGUCCUUAUAGCGCACUUCCUCGUUUUCUCCACCCUUUUGCUCUCUUAUUCCCUCUCCUUCUGACACUUGAUCCUGCUAUCACUUUCCGUUUAGUGUGUGUAUACAAAGGUAGUUAGCUAGCUUUUUUUGUGUCGCAAAUAUGCUUGUCAAUCAAUACCGUGUUCAUUAGUGCACAAAAUGUUUUGCAACAAAACUCUUAUUUGACAAGUUCAGGUAGUCCCUUCUUGUUUUGGAAUGUUUGUCUACCUAAGAUGUCUAGUGAAUACGACCCAGAUUUCCAGGCUAUGCCUAGAAAUGACUUAUUGUGCUGUGAAAUUCACCUUUGAAUUCUAAUACUCGAGGAAUGUUUAAAUUGAUAUGCAGCAAUGUCCUGUGGUAGCAAACAGCUCAGUAGCGUAGUUAAAAUAGGCUAGCUUAAAUUUUUCACAUCACACCAGUAAGUAUCAUAGUAUAUUAAAUACAUUUAUUUGGUUAGGUUGCAGGUCCCCCCCCCCCCCCCUCUUCUUUUCAUAAUUUCAUUCCUUUGUCAAUUUUUCAUGUUCCUCUCUCCCCCUUCAGCGGACCCCGACGAUUCUCCACCUCACACUCCAAGCAAGUAGCCCUCUACUCUUUUCCUCUCUAUAUCCCUGUUUUUCUAUCCGCACACUCACAUACUCAUCUGUCAGUCUUCCCUUUUGCAGCCCCACGUGGUCCGCCCCUCUCAGAGUAUCAAAGCAAGUAUUCAUUGUUCGGGACACACACACACACCAUGAUUUAAUUCUCGCACCUUUUUAGAUACAAUUUCCACAUCAGCCAUCAUUCCACCAUCCCUCAUAUUUCCAUUUGUCCCCCCCCCCCCCAGUCGAUGACAUGGAAGGUCAUUAUGGAGCUGCUGUCAAAAGCAAGUAACACCAGUGCUGUUCUUUCUCUCUCUCCUUCUGUCUCUUUCUCUGUUGUUAUUUGUCUGUAGUUUGUCUCCUUCCUCUUAGAAGCUCUAGUAGUUGCAGAGAAAUACUAGUUCCCAAAGUCUUGCGGUGGUCGUAUGUCAAAUCUUGUAGCACUAGAAAUGACAACUCUGGUAACUAUUGUAGCUAUACUGCUGCAAUGUUGUCCUUGUCAUCCUAUUGUUCUAAUGUUCUGCUUCUCCAGGAUCAUACCAAAGAGGGAUGAGCCAAUACUGUCAUAAGCAGUGACUGAAAAACUCCUGACCUCAUCCUUCUUUUAUAUGGUCUUGAUGCAGAAGUCCCUGUCCCAAAGCUUCCAUGGCAGGUCCUCAACAUCUAUGGUUCUUUCAAUGGAUUAAAUGGCUUUCUUUUUCUCUUAUUCCCGUCAGGCGUCCACCAGGACAAC